Molecule: messenger RNA, 1293 nt
Organism: Cryptomeria japonica (Japanese cedar)
Lineage: Eukaryota; Viridiplantae; Streptophyta; Pinopsida; Cupressales; Cupressaceae
Product: putative leucine-rich repeat receptor-like serine/threonine-protein kinase At2g24130
Exons: 1
Coding region: 1-1293 (430 amino acids)
Biological process (GO): hormone-mediated signaling pathway
Cellular component (GO): plasma membrane
Molecular function (GO): protein binding
Source: RefSeq, a predicted model, not a curated record
AUGACCGGCACAGUGCCUCUGGGAAUUGGGAAAAUGCAGCAGCUGAGUUGGUUUAAUUUGUGGCAUAAUCAUUUUGUUAGUGGGAGCAGUGGUUUAUCUAUUUUAACAGUGUUAACUAAUUGCUCCAGCUUGGAAAAUCUUGAUUUGGCAUUUAAUUAUUUUACUGGUGUCCUGCCCACUUCAAUUGGUCGCCUUUCAAAGUCACUCUCGUAUCUAGCUUUGAACUCAAAUGAAAUUAGGGGAAGUAUACCAGAUGAGAUUGGUAAUCUCACAAACUUGACUCUAUUAGAUCUAAAUGCAAGCCAAUUAAAUGGGACAAUUCCAUCUGCACUCAGUAGACUUCCAAAUCUGGAAAGAUUAUAUUUGCACACAAACAAUUUACAGGGAAGAAUUCCAGAAAGUUUUUGCCAUUCAAAAAAGCUUGGAUUGUUGUCACUCAGUGAGAAUAUGCUUUCAGGCCAAAUUCCAGAAAGUCUUGGCAAGCUUCCACAAUUACGCGAUCUUAUUCUUCAUCACAAUCAACUAUCAGGCAAAAUACCUGCCAGUUUAGGGAGAUGUCAGACAUUGGAAAGGGUGGACUUGGCCCACAACAAACUAUCCGGAAAUCUACCUCCUGAAGUUGCAGGUCUUCAGAAUCUCCAGUUAUAUUUCAAUAUUUCCAAAAAUUUACUUCAAGGUUCUAUUUUGGAAAUGAGUAAAAUGGUUAUGGUUUUAGCUAUAGAUGUUUCUCAAAGUAAUUUCUCAGGAGGCAUUCCCAGUGCACUGGCAAGCUGCAAGAAGUUGGAAUACUUCAAUCUUUCUUUGAAUGCAUUCGAGGGGCCAAUCCCUCCAUUACUCGCAGAUCUACAAAAAUUGCAGUACAUGGAUCUUUCUUGCUAUAAUUUGUCAGGAAUGAUACCAGUGGCUUUCAAAAAGAUGAAAAUGCUUCAGCAUCUCAAUCUCUCUUCAAACAUGCUAGCUGGAGAGGUACCAAAGGGAGGAGCUUUUGCAACCCUUGAUGCCUCAGAAGUUAUGGGAAAUCUUGGCUUGUGUGGUGGAUGGAUCAAUUUGCCUCCAUGCUCUCAUUCCAAUCACAACCAAUCAUCAGUCUCCAAAAAGGUGAUAAUCUCUAUUGUUGUUGGCAUUGCAAUUUUGAUCAUGUCUCUUCUAUUGGUAGCAUUUUCCUAUAGAUAUAGAAGUUUGAGUACCCCUGCUCUCAAACUAUGGCCUCCAAAAAUUUCAUAUGAAGAACUUGUAGAUGAAAAUAUUUUAGGAAGUCGCAGUUUCGGGUUGGUUUAUAAAGGGAUUUCUUGA